Liolophura sinensis is the source of this 1519-nucleotide messenger RNA. RefSeq names its product carbonic anhydrase-related protein 10-like. Gene Ontology annotation, biological process: one-carbon metabolic process. NCBI's taxonomy places the organism in Eukaryota, Metazoa, Mollusca, Polyplacophora, Chitonida, Chitonidae. The record is from RefSeq and is a predicted model, not a curated record. The transcript has 12 exons. Gene Ontology annotation, molecular function: zinc ion binding; carbonate dehydratase activity. Bases 41 to 1015 code for a protein of 324 amino acids.
UAUCUUCAGCAAGUGAACCUUAAUAAGACAAAUUGCUCAAAUGGAUAACUCUUCUGUGCAGCGGAAAACAUAUCGAGGUAUCGUCACGGCUUUGUACUUCCUGUCAACUUUUGUGAUACAGACUAUCGCACCAAGUGAAUCGUUCUGGGCUGAUUGGUGGUCAUAUGAUGGUAUUUCCGGUCCGGAUUAUUGGGGUUUGCUCAAUUCAGAAUGGAGAUUAUGCAGCAAAGGGAAGUACCAAUCACCCGUCAACAUUAAUCCCAAAGUGUUGGUCUUCGAUCCUUCUCUAGCCCCUGUUCAGGUGGAUAGAAAAAAGGUCAGUGUCACAGUAAUCAAUACAGGUCAUGAUCUCUCAGUACGACUGAUGGAGGACGACCCAGUGUUCCUCCACGGCGGACCACUGGCCUAUAAAUAUAGGAUAUACGAAGUAAAGAUUCACUUCGGAAGUGAAGCCUCAAAGGGCUCCGAGCACACGGUGGGAAGCAAAGCCUUUCCUGUCGAGAUUCAAUUUCUAGCCUUCAAUGAAGAUUUAUACUCGAACAUAUCAGCAGCGGUGAGGUCUCCACAUGGCCUAGCUGCCCUGGCAGUGUUUGCGCAGAGCAACGACACUGCCAAAGGAGAAUUUAGUGCCAUUGCCAAAGUUGCGAAAAAAGUGCGUUUUAAAGGAGACGAACAGCUGCUGAAAACACUUCCUCUUCAUCGGUUACUGCCCUCAACAAAAUUGUACAUGACGUACGAGGGCUCCAUCACAUUCCCACCAUGUCACGAGGUCGUCACGUGGAUCAUUAUGAAUCGACCAAUCACAAUAACCAAAAAACAGCUUACUAUUCUGCGGGCUCUUAAUCAAGGAGAUAGAGAUGCACUUCAAGUACGCAUGGAGAACAACUUUAGAAAAACAGUGCCUUUAAGUAACAGAACAAUUAGAACCAAUAUACAGUAUAAAAAUAAAAAAGAUGACGGCUGCGCCAAAGUGAAACAGACAAAUUAUGCAGUUAACGAGCGAUUUACACAUUGACCCGAAUUUUAAAAGAAUAAAAAAGUGAAGUUGAAGUGGGAAUCAAAGAAAGACCACACAGGGAAAUGAAGCUUACGUGUACAUCUUUCCAUUAGGAUACCGUCAGUAAAAUACAAGACGUGUAGAUUACAGAUUACUACAAUUACAGUUGGAUUCUGACUUCCUGUGAAAUGUUGUCUGCGUACUGUCAGCAAACAACAGUAGCAUUGGCCCGUUCUAGAUUGCCCAAGCCUUCAACGUCAGGGACGAAGACAGGAAGAACCGAAUUAUAGACUUUCGCUUAUCCUAUCAGACAUUAUCUAUUAUCCUUAUCUGCUUCACCAUGUUAUUUUAGUGUUGCGCUACUUAUCAACAAAAGACGCUAUUUUUAUAAGAAUGCAUAUAUUGUAUCUCAUGACGUCGUGUCCUUAUAUUACAUGGUAGGCAUACAUCUACAGAACAACGAUAUGGCGACAAAAAUGUACAAGUCUAAACUGAAAGUAAAGGCGAAUAAAAGUUUCAAGA